UUUCUUUCGAGUGACCAGAAAGUGUUCAAGAAUGUGAAAGUCUGUCUAAAUUAAUCUUGUAUAUAUACACUUCAACCCUGAAUUCCAAUUCAUUCUCCGAGUCAACUCAGAUCUCUGUACACACCAUCUAAGGCAGCCGCAGAUGAUCUUUUACUGAAGAAAUGAAGUUUACAAAAUAGGAAUCGAAGGAUGAAGAAGAAAGGAGAAAUGAAAAAGGUUAAGAAGGUGAAAGGCAAGGUCCACGAUGGCGAACACGAUGAUCCUUGGUGGUCACUAGUUCAAAACGGGAUCAAACCCUCGUUCCUUUGUAUAUCAAUAUUCGCUCUAUUGGUUCGCGUCGCCGUUGGGCUUCAUCCAUAUUCCGGCGCCAAUACUCCACCCAAGUUCGGCGAUUACGAGGCGCAAAGGCAUUGGAUGGAAAUCACUCUUAAUCUUCAACCAAAAGACUGGUAUCGUAACAGUAGUGUUAACGAUCUUUCUUAUUGGGGCCUUGAUUAUCCGCCAUUAACUGCCUACCAAAGUUACAUCCAUGGGGUUUUCCUUAAAACCUUCGAUCCCGAUUCCGUUGCACUUUUCACCUCAGGAGGCUAUGAAUCUUACAUUGGGAAAUUGCUAAUGAGGUGGACUGUUUUAUCUUCCGAUGUGCUGGUAUUCUUCCCGGCAUCUCUUUAUUUUGUGUUUGUGUAUUCGAUUCGGCUUGGCACAGGCCGAAACAGCGAUGUAGCUUGGCACAUUUCAAUGGUUCUGCUGAACCCAUGCCUGAUCUUGAUUGACCAUGGUCAUUUUCAGUAUAAUUGUAUCAGCUUGGGUCUUACCAUGGCUGCCAUUGCUGCAGUACUCUCUCAGAAGGACCUUGUGGCUUCUGUGCUGUAUUGUCUUGCUCUCAACCAUAAACAGAUGAGUGCAUAUUUUGCACCUGCCUUUUUUAGCUAUCUGUUGGGCAAAUGCCUGAAGAAUAAAAAUCCACUGGUCGACUUGGCAAAGCUGGGAUUGAUGGUUAUAGGAACGUUUGCUGUUGUCUGGUGGCCAUAUCUUCAGUCAAAAGAGGCUGCUUUGACUGUUAUAUCUCGUCUUGCACCAUUUGAGAGAGGGAUAUACGAGGAUUACGUGGCUAAUUUUUGGUGCACCAGUUCCGUGCUGGUGAAAUGGAAAAAGUUAUACACUACACAAUCAUCAAGGAUUUUUAGCCUUACCGCAACCCUUUUAACAUGUCUGCCCUCAAUGGUUCAACAAGUCCUUGUUCCGAGUCGUAAGGGCUUUCUCUAUGCAUUGCUUAAUAGUUCUUUCUCGUUCUACUUGUUCUCUUACCAAGUGCAUGAGAAGUCUAUUCUGCUUCCGCUUCUGCCUCUUGCCCUAUUAGCUUUGGAAGAGCGUCGCUCGUUACUCUGGCUAACACAUUUUGCAAUGUUCUCUAUGCUUCCUCUUUUACAUCGAGACAAACUGAUUCUACCGUACAUGGCAAUUUACACUCUCUUCAUCCUUGUCUAUUUUGCACCUGAUGGUCCAGGUGCGCGAUGCAAUGGCAGCAAGACUCUCGAUCAUAGCCCAAAGAAGACCAGGAGAGGCAUGGAAUUCAUUUCUUUCAUCGCUUUCCACCCGUUUGUAAUGGGCUUUCUGGGUUUGUGUUCUCUGAUUCUGCAUGUUAUUUAUCUAACCAUGCAUCCUCCGAAUAGGUACCCUUUCCUCUUUGAAGCAGUGAUCAUGCUUAUCUGUUUCUCUCAGUUUGUUUUAUUCACUCUUUACUUCAAUUCGAAGCAGUGGAUGUUAUCGAAACAUGUAACAUCACAAGAUAAACAGAAGCUUAUUUGAUCAUUACACCAACAUUAGUGACAUGAGAACACAUCUGAUUUUUAUUGGAAUGGAGCGGCAGACUGAUUUGUUAGUAAUUGGUUUUGCAUGCGUGCAUAUGUAUGUUUCAUGAUGAAUAGAGCUUGCCGAGUGGUCUGCCUCAGGAUGGACGGAGGGGUGCAGGGGUGUGAUCACACCACUUGAUAAUUUGAAAUUUUCAUAUAAUUUAAGUUUUUUGUAUUUCUUAUUGAUGAUCUAAUUUUGUACUCUAAAUUUUUAAUAUAAUUUUCUAAAUAUGAUCUCUUAUAUAUCU
Molecule: messenger RNA, 2101 nt
Organism: Hibiscus syriacus
Lineage: Eukaryota; Viridiplantae; Streptophyta; Magnoliopsida; Malvales; Malvaceae
Product: probable dolichyl pyrophosphate Man9GlcNAc2 alpha-1,3-glucosyltransferase
Exons: 6
Coding region: 190-1809 (539 amino acids)
Biological process (GO): protein N-linked glycosylation
Cellular component (GO): endoplasmic reticulum membrane
Molecular function (GO): dolichyl pyrophosphate Man9GlcNAc2 alpha-1,3-glucosyltransferase activity
Source: RefSeq, a predicted model, not a curated record